AUGCCGGUGAUGAAGGGCCUCCUGGCCCCGCAGAACACCUUUCUGGACACCAUUGCUACACGCUUCGAUGGCACCCACAGUAACUUCCUGCUGGGUAACGCCCAGGGCCACCGGGGCUACCCCAUCGUCUACUGCUCGGACGGCUUCUGUGAGCUGACGGGCUUCACCAGAACCGAGGUGAUGCAGAAGAACUGCAGCUGCCGCUUCCUGUACGGAGCCGACACCAGCGAGCACGUGGCCCAGCAGAUGGAGAAGGCUCUGGAGGGCCGAGAGGAGUACCAGGCCGAGGUCCACUUCUACAAGAAGAACGGCGCGGCCUUCUGGUGUCUGUUGGACAUCGUGCCCAUAAAGAACGAGAAGGGCGAAAUGGUUCUCUUCCUCUUCUCAUUCAAGGACAUCACCGACACCCACGGAAAGAGCCACCACAACAGCAGGAAGGAGGUUUCAGAGGACAAGAGGCGCAGGAGGAAGAGCAGCUCCCACUUCAGCGAGGCCAGGAAGCGUGGACGCACCAUGUUGUACCAGCUGACCAGCCAGUUCUCCAGAGGAGGCAAAGGAGAGGUCAACCUGGGCGGAAACAUGAUGGACAAACCCACGAUACCCGAGUACAAGGUGGCAGCGGUGCAGAAGUCCCGCUUCAUCCUGCUCCACUACAGCGUGUCCAAAGCCCUGUGGGACUGGCUCAUUCUCCUGGCGACCUUCUACGUGGCGGUCACGGUGCCCUACAACGUCAGCUUCACGCCGCACGACGACGCCGUCACGGCCGCUCGCUCCACCAUCGUCAGCGACAUCGCCGUGGAAAUGCUUUUUAUUAUAGACAUUAUCCUGAACUUCCGCACCACCUAUGUGAGCCAGUCAGGCCAGGUGGUGUACGAGGCGCGCUCCAUUUGCAUUCACUACGCCACCACUUGGUUCUUUGUGGACCUGGUGGCCGCCCUGCCCUUCGACCUGCUGUAUGCCUUCAACAUCACAGUGACGUCCUUGGUCCACCUGCUUAAGACCGUUCGCCUCCUGCGCCUCCUUCGUCUGCUUCAGAAGCUUGACCGCUACUCUCAGUACAGCGCCAUGGUGCUGACCUUACUAAUGUCAGUGUUCGCCCUGUUGGCACACUGGAUGGCUUGCAUCUGGUACAUGAUUGGGCGCAGGGAGAUAGAGACCAAUGAGACCUGGGACAUAGGGUGGCUCCAUGAGCUGGGCAAACGUCUGGAUUCGCCCUACGUUAACAGCACGGUGGGCGGCCCGACGGUACGCAGCUCCUACAUCGCUGCUCUCUACUUUACCCUCAGCAGCCUGACCAGUGUGGGCUUUGGAAAUGUCUGUGCCAACACCGAUGCUGAGAAGAUCUUCUCCAUCUGCACAAUGCUCAUUGGCGCACUGAUGCACGCCGUCGUCUUCGGUAACGUGACGGCGAUCAUCCAGCGGAUGUACUCAAGACGGUCCCUCUACCACACACGUAUGAAGGACCUGAAGGACUUCAUCCGUGUCCACCGUCUGCCACAGCAGCUUAAACAACGCAUGCUGGAGUACUUCCAGACCACAUGGUCUGUCAACAAUGGUAUAGAUGCCAACGAGCUCCUGCACGACUUCCCUGAUGAGCUGCGGGCUGACAUCGCCAUGCAUCUGAAUAAGGACAUCCUCCAGCUGCCGGUCUUUAAGGGGGCCAGUCGAGGCUGCCUGCGCUCACUCUCCCUUCACAUAAAAACCUCCUUUUGUGUCCCUGGGGAGUACCUGAUCCGUCAGGGUGAUGCACUGCAUGCCAACUACUUCGUCUGCUCCGGCUCACUGGAGGUGCUGAAAGAUAGCAUGGUGCUGGCAAUAUUAGGGAAAGGGGACUUGAUUGGGUCUGACCUGCCUGGAUCAGACCAGGUGAUCAAGACCAACGCUGACGUGAAGGCGCUCACCUACUGCGACCUCCAGUACAUCAGUGUUCGUGGCCUCAGAGAGGUGCUGGAGCUCUACCCUGAGUAUGCCAGCGUGUUUGCCUCCGACAUCCACAACAACCUCACCUAUAACCUGCGUGAAGGCAGCCAGGACGAGCGUCAGUUCUUGACCCUAAGAGUUUCUGUGAUGGGUGUUGCUAGACCGCCGCCGUCGUCUCCCCCUCGUCUGCUGCAGACGCUCAGACAAGUUGUAUCCUCGCUGUCUCUUUCUCACUUUCUCACUCUUACCUCCUCAUCUCUUUUUUUUUUUCUUUUUUUCUGCGGGGUUUUGGUUGCAUCUCCUCUUGGGCUCUCCAAUUUACCCUGCAGCUACUGUAUGUCUCACACUCGCAG
Molecule: messenger RNA, 2273 nt
Organism: Stegastes partitus (bicolor damselfish)
Lineage: Eukaryota; Metazoa; Chordata; Actinopteri; Pomacentridae
Gene: kcnh4b
Product: potassium voltage-gated channel, subfamily H (eag-related), member 4b
Exons: 13
Biological process (GO): potassium ion transmembrane transport; regulation of membrane potential
Cellular component (GO): plasma membrane
Molecular function (GO): voltage-gated potassium channel activity
Source: RefSeq, a predicted model, not a curated record